AAGUAAGCUAAAUAUAUAUCCUUUAUUUUUUCAUAAAGAAUGUUUGUAGAUUACUAGGCAUAGUUUUUGACACAAUUUUUCAAUGGAGGUAUGAGUGUACAAUUUGGUAUUUUCUUGUGUAAAACCCCUUAAGUAAUUAGUCUAUGCUUUUCCAGCAACGCAGCUAGGCAGUAACAAUUCAAAUGGUGUUUUGAAACAGACAGGGGUUUGUUUUCUUCUAAUACACUUUGCAUUGCCCAGCACAUUAACCUUGUUUGUCACAGCUCACAUAUUUCACCAUUGAAAUCUCACUUUACAUGGAAGGGUAGCAGUGUUGUGGUAUCUUCAUGACAGCACAUGGAUUCAAAAGGUGUGGGGGCUUUUGCUUUUCCAAAAAUGAAUCUUGAAAACAAGUGGAUAGGAAUUUGUGCUCUGAUUGGUUGGAGGAAUGGCAUGUCACCCACUGCCUGAGGGACGUAUAAAGACCAGGGCCACUGUGCCCCAGAACAAAUCUGGCAACUGCAAGGACUCCGUUACAGCCGCACUGCAGCUUAUUUAACCAUUUUUUUUUUUUUUUUUUUUUUAAAACCAAGCACUACAGCCACUAAAGUGAUACAGAAAAAGGUGACAAAGCCUUUACUGACAUGGAAAUUCAGCGAACUGCCUCCUUGUUGGGGACUCCUGGCUCCAUGGAGAGCCUUGAGAAACAGCUGAGCUGUCCGAUAUGUCUGGACAUGUUCACCAAACCAGUGGUGAUCCUGCCAUGUCAACAUAACCUCUGCCGAGGAUGUGCGAGUGAUCUUUAUGACUCUCGAAACCCUUAUCGUUUCUCUGGUGGUGUCUUCCGGUGCCCUACAUGUCGUUUUGAAGUGGUUCUUGAUCGUCAUGGUGUACAUGGACUUCAAAGAAAUCUUCUAGUGGAGAACAUAAUUGACAUAUACAAACAGCAACAAGAGGGUGGAGGUGGUGGUGGCACCUCAGAAUCUCCUAUAAGCCCCAAGAGUUCCAAGGAGCUAAUGUGCCAAGAGCACGAGGAUGAGAAAAUCAACAUUUACUGCAUGACCCACCAAAUUCCCACUUGCUCCAUGUGUAAGGUGUUUGGGCAACAUAAAGACUGUGAGGUGUCACCACUUGCUAGUGUCUACCAGGCUCAAAAAGGAGAGCUGAGUAAUGCUAUUGAUGCUCUGGUGGCAGGGAAUGGUCGCCUUCAGGCUCUGCUUAACCAGAUGGAGGAAGCCUGCACAGUCGUUCAGGAAAACGCUCAACGUGCCAAGCAAAAGCUUGGUGAACGUUUUGAUUCACUGUAUGCAGCCUUGGAAGAGCGGAAGAAUGCCCUCUUGGAACGUAUUGGUAAGGAGCAGGAUGAGAAGGUAACUGCCCUCAGGAGUCUGGCUAGGCGUUAUGGAGAUCAUCUUCAGGCAGCCACGGAGUUGACAGACACGGCUGUACGCGCGUUGGAGCAAAGUGGUGCUGCAGAGUUCUUGCAAGCCUCCAAGAACCUGAUUGCACAGACAAAGGACGCGGCGAAGGGUUCGCUGGGUGAAGAAAGGCCUGAGCCAGGCUUUGAGAGAAUGGACCAUUUCACUCUAGAUACAGAACAUGUGGAGACUUUGUUGUCCAAGAUGGACUUUGGGGGAGAUGAUGAUGAGGAAUAUGAAGAUGCUGAAGAUGAAGAGGAAGAGGAGUAAACAGAUUGCACUGAAGGAAAAGUGACAAACUUGAAUGUUGAUGUUAAUGAUGGUGAUUAAAAAGGAUGUAAAGAAGGACAAAAUUAACAAGGCUGAAGAACCACAGACCGUGACGAUGACAAUAUGUUACUGAAGUUUUAAUGUUUGUAUAUCGCUGCUAAGCAGUGUGAGCAUUUCAACUCAUAUGAUCAUAAGAAUAUUUCAGAGUAACAUUUUAUUUAGGUGCCAUUUUUAUACUUUUCUAUUUUAGUUAAUAUCCUUCCAUUGUCACUGUAGGAGUUAUCUUUCUACUUUUACUGUACUAAGAACGAGAAAUGAAAUAUGACUCAUGUUUAUCUUAUUUUACUAUAUGUGAUUCAGUAUGUUCUGUUUUCUCAUGUGUGGACUUAUGCUUUAUUGUGAAAUAAAAUGUUUGAAUAUCAUAA
Molecule: messenger RNA, 2092 nt
Organism: Myxocyprinus asiaticus (Chinese sucker)
Lineage: Eukaryota; Metazoa; Chordata; Actinopteri; Cypriniformes; Catostomidae
Product: tripartite motif-containing protein 54-like
Exons: 1
Coding region: 624-1667 (347 amino acids)
Molecular function (GO): zinc ion binding
Source: RefSeq, a predicted model, not a curated record